AUGUCUCCGCUGGGAAGAUCUGUGCUGAUACUUUUGGCUUACUCAGUAGCAGAAACAUUCACAGAAAGGAUUAUUGGUGAUUAUGCGGUCCAGCCAUACUCCAUCAAGUUUCAGGCCUCUCUUCAGUAUCAGACAGUGUUGAAGGAUUGGAAACACUACUGUGGGGGAACGCUGGUGCAUCCCCAGUGGUUGCUGUCUGCUGCCCACUGCUGGAGACCGAGAAAUAUAAUGAGGUUGGUGUUGAGUGAAGACAAUCUAUCCAAAACAGAAGGAUUUGAACAGAUCUUCAGAUAUAUGAUAUAUGUGCACAAGUUUAGCUACAAGACAUUCGACAAUGACAUCUUGCUCUUUAAGCUAAGCGAAGCUGCACCAGUAAAACUGCCAGACCCAAACACCACCGAGCCCCCACAAGGUGAAGUGUGCACAGUGAACGCCUGGGGGACUUCGCCGUACAGCUUCAUCCUCUCCCUGACGCUGCGGGCUGUGGAUGUGAACGUCAUGGCUUCCUGCACCGACUACUACUACUGGGUCAAGAUCACUUCAAACAUGUUGUGCGCUGGAUCUCAAAUCGGGGGCAAAGAUUAUUGUCAGGUAAAGGAAAACGCAGUUUUGACUUGGCAUCAGCUGUCAGAUAAAAUCAAAUGGGUCCUUUCUUUCACUUAGGACUUGUUUUUUUUUUAAAUAUCAGUUGAGAACUUGUGCCAGCAAGUGGUUAGGGGGAUAGAAUCCGGGCUUCGGCCUUCCCGUGUGGAGUUGCAUGGGUUUUCGGCUGGUACUCUGGCUUCCUCCCACAUUCAUUGGAGGACUAAAUUAUCCUUAGAUGAAUGUAAAUGGAUGUUUGUCUACAUGUGCCCCGCCCUGGCGACCAGUCCAGUGCGUUCCACACCGCUCGCUCAGUCAACCAAUGAGGAUAGAAAAUGGGGGGAUCGAUGGAUGAAAACGUGACUAGAAGAGCACUACAAAUACUGAUUUGACCUGACCCCAGCUGCACAACAUGCAUUCUUUUCUCUGAAAAAAGUAAAACAUUAAACCCUAUUUUAUUAUUAAACAUAGUUUUUUACACAUCUUGGUAAAUUUUGGGACACCCUAUACCAGGGGUGUAAAACUCAUUUUUGUCACGGGCCACCUCGUAGUUAUUGUUUCUCUUGGAGGGCCGUUAUGGCUGUGAACCCAUAUGAAUGUAUGAUCGCCUCAUAUUAUUACGUAUACACAAAUUGAUAGAUAACUACUUUUGAAAUCUGAAGCCAGUAAAAACUCUUUGACUCAGUAUUAAUUUAUGUAUUUUAAAAAGAGGAUUGCUAACAAACAAAAUGCUUGCAAUGUGUCUAUAUUUUUAAUAGUGAAGAGAAUUUGCAAUUUUGGUACCUUA
Molecule: messenger RNA, 1369 nt
Organism: Phyllopteryx taeniolatus (common seadragon)
Lineage: Eukaryota; Metazoa; Chordata; Actinopteri; Syngnathiformes; Syngnathidae
Product: granzyme K
Biological process (GO): proteolysis
Molecular function (GO): serine-type endopeptidase activity
Source: RefSeq, a predicted model, not a curated record